AACGCAGCUUUUUUGAUUUAUUUCCCUCAGGAAGCGUGUAACUCCCAGGCUGAGAGACGAGUUUUCCGAGGCCUCUGCGGAGAGACGGGUGUUUUACUGAUAGUUUGGGGAUUUUUGGAUUCUUUGGACAUGCUGUAAAGGACUGUGGAGCUUUUAUCUCUGCUGUGUGUUGGAGUGAACAGUGCAGGAUUCCAGACAUCUUUCCAGGCCAGGUGGCAGGCUACUUGUAUCCAUGAAAAUGACCCAUGACAUCGUGGACUUUGGAUGAAGCACUUGCCAAACUAUCUGGAACUUAAGCAUCGUCCAUACUUUGUUUUGUUGCUGUUGAAUUACUGAGGGAUUUUGCAAAGCUGACUGUGGUGGAGUAACUAGCACCAUGCCAAGCCGUGCCUGGUUGUGCUUGGGUGUGUGUUUGGCGCUGGUGAGCUCAUGCCUGGCUCACAGCCUGUUUACCUGUGAGCCGGUGAGGGUGCAGUGGUGCCAUGGUAUGCCUUACAACAUGACCUUCUUCCCCAACAUGCUGGAGCACUACGACCAGGAUAUCGCCGCCAGCAAAAUGCAGCACUUCAUGCCACUGGCUAAUCUGCGCUGCUCUCCAGAUGUGCAUCUUUUCCUUUGCCAAGCCUUUGUUCCGGAGUGCACGGAGCAGACGCGGGUUCUGCGACCCUGUAGGGCACAAUGUGAACGUGUCCUGUCUGACUGUGCUGCGAACAUGCAGACCUUUGGUAUCACCUGGCCUCCAGAGCUGCAGUGUGACAGGUUGGAGCCAUGUAAGACAUCUGUACAUGGCUCUGAGGUUCCUCCCCUAAAGGACAUAACCACACCUAAAAGUUCUCCAUCAGCCAGUAGGGAUCUGGGCUUCUGGUGCCCCCUGCAGCUAAAGACCCGCCCUGGCCAGGGCUCCGCCUUCCUGGGCGCUCAGGACUGUGCUCCACCAUGUGAAAACAUGUAUUUCAAAGUGCAUGAAAUCGAAUUUGCCAAGACCUUCAUCGGUAUCUGCUCCAUCGUCUGCUUAUGCGCUACACUUUUCACCUUCCUGACAUUUCUCAUUGACGUCAAGCGCUUCCGCUACCCAGAGCGACCUAUUAUCUUCUACGCUGUCUGCUACAGCUUGGUGUCUUUAAUCUACUUCAUCGGGUUCCUGCUGGGUAAUGAGGCAGCCUGUAACAAGGCCAGUCAGCCUGGCACAGUGUCAACAGUGGUACAGGGCAGCCAGAGCAAAGUCUGCACACUGCUCUUCAUGAUGCUCUACUUUUUCUCCACUGCUGGCAUGGUCUGGUGGGUCAUCCUCACCAUCACCUGGUUUUUAGCAGCAGGGCCUAAAUGGAGCUGUGAGGCGAUUGAAAAGAAGGCUGUGUGGUUCCAUGCAUCAGCCUGGGGUAUCCCAGGGUCCCUUACUGUCAUGCUGUUGGCUCUAAAUAAGGUGGAAGGAGAUGGUAUCAGUGGCGUGUGCUUUGUGGGGCUGUAUGAUCUAGCAGCCCUCCGAUGGUUUGUGCUGGCUCCGCAGGCUUUGGGUGUGGUUGUUGGGCUCUCUCUACUCCUGGCUGGGAUCGUCUCACUGAACCACGUGCGACAAGUGAUCCAGCAUGACGAGCGCAACCAGGAGAAGCUGAAGAAGUUCAUGAUCCGUAUUGGUGUGUUUAGUGGCCUGUACCUGCUUCCUCUGCUCAUCCUGCUCGCCUGUUACGUGUAUGAGCAGGCCCACCGCAGUGCCUGGGAGAAUACGUGGAUUAACGAGCGCUGUCAGGAGUACAGCAUCCCCUGCUCUUAUAGAAAAACAGACCCCUCUCAUCCAGACCUGUCUCUGUUUUUGAUUAAAUACCUAAUGACGCUUAUUGUGGGCAUCUCAGCAGUUUUCUGGGUCAGCAGUAAGAAGACAUGUUCAGAGUGGGCCUUCUUUUUCAAGAGAACACGCAAAAAGGACCCCAUCAGCGAGAGCCGGCGUGUUCUACAAGAGUCCUGCGAGUUCUUCCUAAAGCACAACAAUCGUAUGCACAAAAACAAGCACUACAAGCCCAGCUCACACAAGCUAAAGGUCAUCUCCAAGUCCAUGGGCACCAACACGGGCGGUCCAGCAACCGCAACCUCUAACCACGACGACUCAUCUGCUCCAAUCACCUGUAGCAACCACUACAUGCCAGCUCAUGCAUCUGGGUCAGAACCACAGGCUUCAUCUGAAACAUCUGCACGGGAGCAGAGGGAGCCGGGGGGCUCUGGUAGGGGGUCCAGCAGGGGCAGCAAGGAGCAGAGUGGAGGGCUGCAAGUGGAAAGACGCAGCAAAGCUGGAAGCUCCAGUCGAGUGAGCAGCAGGACUGAGAGCCUUCGCAGAGCCCCUGAUGGAAGGAUGCCAAAAAAUGACUUACCAGAGAAGAUGCCGCUGCCUACUGGUCAGUCUUCUUUCCAGAACCCUAUCCUUAGGCCUGAAGAUGUUGCUACAGAACAUAGCCAGGCCAGGAAUAGUCCAAACCCUAAGAUCCUCUGCCAGACCAAACAAUAGACACUGUAUGAACCAGUAUGAAUUUGUCAAUCAGUGGAGGAAACAUGACUUUAGUGGUGAGCAUUUGCCACAUCAUACCACAGUAAACACAACCAAGUAAACUUGAAACAAAACAAGAGAAAAAGGUAACUAAUAACAUGCACUCCUUACUUCCUCAAAAACAUGAAUUUAAUAAAAUGUAUAAAUGCUAGCGAGCUUAUACAGAGUAUAAAGUGGAAGUGCUAGAUUUGUCUAAGCAGGAUGUCCUGCUUUCAGACUCCUGUAGAGUUAGAGCUCCCCUGGUGGCCAAUUAUAGGACAACAUACUCUGGCAUAGACACAAAACACAACACAGAAGCAACAUGCAGACUAAACAGAUAUUGCAUUAUGAUGCAGUGUUGAUAUAGUCAGUAAGGUUUAUCACAAAAUGCGUCCAAUUUUAACCUCUAUGAUUUCAUCAUACCUUAAGUGCAUUAUAGUGGUACCAAAACAUGCUUCACUUUUUUAAGUCUUGUAUUGUUUUAUUCAUGUUGAUAUCUGUAUUUGAUUUUGGACCUUUAUAUCAGCUCCUGUCAGAAAAACCAAAACCCAGCAUGCUUUCCAACCUCCACAAUCUUCAUGAAAUCGUCUAAAUAACUGAUGUGAUACUCAUAGUAAAUAUAGAAUGCACAGACGUUACAUGGCACAAUUUUCUUUUCAUAUUUAUGAUUUAAGUGAAGAAUGAAUCACUGGAAUAGUCUUAACACUGUGGAUUAUUGAACCCUUACCACUCCAACAAAAGCAAAUUGCUUUUGUUAUUCCGUUAUAUUUUUCAUACAUCUAAAUUGUUGUUGUUUUUUUUUUUUUUUUUGUAUUUAUGUAGAGUAGUGUAGUGUUUCUUACCCCUGGUCUGGAAAGAUUGUCCUGCUAUAACAUUUUCAUAAGAAAAAGGGGUAUUUCAAGAUCACAUAGAGCAGAUGUUCUCAAGCUUCAUCCUAGAGGCCCUCUUCUCUGCACAUUUUAAUGUUUUUCAGGAAAGGCUUGGGCGGAGAACCACUGACCUAGAGGACCAUACCAGACCAACAAGGUUGUAGAACAGUAGGUCGUUAUGUACUUUAUUUGAACAAUUGCACAGAAAAAAGUGCAUUUUUUGCAAAUAAUAUCUGUAUUCUAUCGCAGUAUUUUUAUGUUUUCAGUUUUCUGUUUGUUGUUUUGUGCUUGCAUUAUAGUUUGGUUAAGUAUCAUCUGUAGAGCUUUCUACUUGCUUUAAAAAAGUGAGUGGGUCUCACUGUUAAAUGUUUUCCUCUGGGUCUGUGGCUUAUUUUUGUCAUAGUGUUGGGUUUUGUAAUUUUUGCAGUCUUUUGUAUAUGUUUCUCAUUUUAUAUCACUACAACAAGCCUAUAAGAAUACACAUUGUUGCUGUCACACAAAUACCUUAUAUCUCCAGUUUUGCUGUUUUUUUUGUUUUUUUGGAAUCAUAUGGUUGUUCUUUACAUUGUGCCAGGAUUUGGUGAUCAGUGGAUCAAUAGAAAUUCUCCAAAAUGACACGAAAUUACACGAGUGUUCCUGUUUUUUUUUUUUACAGGAAUCUAUAUUAUAAUAGUAAUAGAAAUAGUAAUAUAUGAAAAUGCGUCAUAAUAAAUGGUAAAUGCCUCAAUUAUUAAAAUUAAUUUAGUGAAGUGAAUAUACCAUGAAAGCUUUAAUUAAAAGACAUGAUUUGAUUUGAUUUGUUUUAAUGUGAAUGAUAAAUGUUUUUUUUUUUAUAUUUGCUGAGUAAGAGCCAAUCAUUUUUAGCCAAAAAUGUUUUACAUCGUUUAGGGAUAGACAAGAAUAGACUUUUCUAUGUUAAUUAAGCAAAAAAGAAAUGAAAAUAUGAAUUGAAGAGACAUUUGAAUUGGAAUCUUUCAUAAGAUGCCUACUGGUCCUGUGUGGAAGAACCACAGUAACAAAAGGGAAUGAUUAUAGCCUCCUUUAUUCUUCAUUGUUACAUUUGUUAUAUUUUGUGUCAUACAGUUUGUUUAGGAUAUAAGUACCUUGUAUGAAAUUGUCUUUAAUAAAAAAUAUCUUAAGUCUUUUUA
Astyanax mexicanus (Mexican tetra) is the source of this 4532-nucleotide messenger RNA. It is a transcript of the gene fzd6, whose product is annotated as frizzled class receptor 6. Gene Ontology annotation, molecular function: Wnt-protein binding; Wnt receptor activity. Gene Ontology annotation, biological process: non-canonical Wnt signaling pathway; canonical Wnt signaling pathway. Lineage: Eukaryota; Metazoa; Chordata; Actinopteri; Characiformes; Acestrorhamphidae. Gene Ontology annotation, cellular component: plasma membrane. The transcript is spliced from 8 exons. The record is from RefSeq and is a predicted model, not a curated record. The coding region runs from base 377 to 2497 and encodes 706 amino acids.